GCGAGUGCGUGGCAGGAGAGGUGGAGUCAGUUUAGCCCUGCAUUCUCGCGGUUUGUUGCUGGGGCGGGUUCAGGGGGCGGUUUCUCUGGCAAGUCGUUCUUGUGUGGGUGUUAUCUUUGUUGCUGAGGACGUCUGGCUUUUUGCUACAAAGACUGUUGACUUUGGUUGUUUCAGAGGCUGCGUCUUCUUCAGGUAGAUAUAGUUGGUUUCUGCAUAGGUUACAGGCAUCUUUCCCUAGGAUUGCUGUAGGCUCCGCGCCCCUAGCAGGAGAUAUGCCACGGGGACGAAAGAGUCGGCGCCGCCGUAACGCAAGAGCCGCAGAAGAGAACCGCAACAAUCGUAAGAUUCAGGCCUCAGAAACCUCUGAGACUCCGAUGGCUGCCUCUGUGAUCCCGAGCACCCCCGAGGACGACCUGAGCGGCCCGGAGGAAGACCCAAGCACUCCGGAGGAGGCCUCCACAACCCCUGAGGAAGCCUCGAGCACUGCUCAAGCCCAAAAGCCCUCGGUAACCCGGAGCAAUUUUCAAGGCACCAAGAAAAGUCUCCUAAUGUCUAUAUUAGCCCUCAUCUUCAUCAUGGGCAACAGCGCCAAGGAGGCCCUGGUCUGGAAAGUGCUGGGAAAGUUGGGGAUGCAACCUGGCCGGCAACACAGCAUCUUUGGAGAUCCAAAGAAGGUCGUUACAGAAGAGUUUGUGCGCAGAGGGUACCUGAUUUAUAAGCCGGUACCCCGUAGCAGUCCCGUCGAGUACGAGUUCUUCUGGGGACCUCGAGCACACGUGGAAUCCAGCAAGCUGAAAGUCAUGCAUUUUGUGGCAAGGGUGCGUAACCGAUGCUCCAAGGACUGGCCAUGUAAUUACGACUGGGAUUCUGAUGAUGAUGCAGAGGUGGAGGCUAUCCUCAAUUCAGGUGCUAGGGGUUAUUCUGCCCCUUAGGGAAAUCUGGGGCACACCCUUGGAGGGGGUUUGGAAGGAUCUUCAAAGGUACCCCAAGUAAUAGAUCACCCUUGUCCUAAGUUGAAUAUAAUGGGGAGGGGGGCACUGUAUUUGGUAUUUGUGAUCAGUGCUAAUUGUUUAACUGCGAAAUAGAAUGUCUACUUUGGAUAUUGUAAAUUUUAUUCAUUUUAAUAUAGUGUCAAUUAAGGUCACAAUAUGUUUUAAAACAUAAUUGAAGGAAAGAUAUUUUUCUUUUUUUUCUGUCGUUGAGAUUUAGUAAAACAGUUUUGCUAACGUUAUAAAAUGAAGUCUUUCCAUCAUAUUCUGUGAUCUGGUAUAUAUUUUAUAUCACUGAAAUAGUCUGUUCUUAAAAGUUU
This is a messenger RNA of Vicugna pacos (alpaca), 1309 nucleotides long. It is a transcript of the gene MAGEH1, whose product is annotated as MAGE family member H1. Gene Ontology annotation, biological process: negative regulation of transcription by RNA polymerase II. NCBI's taxonomy places the organism in Eukaryota, Metazoa, Chordata, Mammalia, Artiodactyla, Camelidae. The record is from RefSeq and is a predicted model, not a curated record. Gene Ontology annotation, cellular component: nucleus.